This is a messenger RNA of Neltuma alba, 384 nucleotides long. RefSeq lists its product as uncharacterized. NCBI's taxonomy places the organism in Eukaryota, Viridiplantae, Streptophyta, Magnoliopsida, Fabales, Fabaceae. The record is from RefSeq and is a predicted model, not a curated record.
AAUCAAGCCAAGCGAGCGGUCCCACUAAUACAAUGAACAAAAGGACCUUUUCGAUUGUUCCCAGCGAUCGACUCCUCGAUAGAAACUCUAGAGGGAAACGAUUGCAUAGAGCUCGGAACUCCAAGACUCAUGGCAGUUUUGGUUGCCAGAAAAAAGUGAAGUUUACAGCUAAGGAUGCAGAUACCUCUACAACAUGCAGAAUAGAAACUUCUCCCAUGCCUGUAGGAAGAAAAGAGGAUACGACAUAUGCAAAUCAACCAAAAACCUCUGAGUAUGCAUUCUUCAAGAAGUCAAAGGAGGAUGCAGGUCAGAUAUGUCAUUCGAAUUCCCUGCAAAAGGAUGCAUGCCUAUCAAAGAAGCCUGAACCAAAUGACUGUUUCAGAG